This is a messenger RNA of Gymnogyps californianus (California condor), 2196 nucleotides long. It is a transcript of the gene PRIMPOL, whose product is annotated as primase and DNA directed polymerase. Gene Ontology annotation, cellular component: mitochondrial matrix; nucleus. The record is from RefSeq and is a predicted model, not a curated record. The transcript is spliced from 13 exons. Gene Ontology annotation, molecular function: chromatin binding; DNA-directed DNA polymerase activity. The coding region runs from base 42 to 1787 and encodes 581 amino acids. Lineage: Eukaryota; Metazoa; Chordata; Aves; Accipitriformes; Cathartidae. Gene Ontology annotation, biological process: error-prone translesion synthesis; mitochondrial DNA replication; replication fork processing.
CUGAGGGCUAGUUUCAGCUUCACCAUCAACUUUCAGGACAAAUGAAGAGAAAAUGGGAAGAAAGACUGAAGAAAGUGGAAGAACUAGCGUCUUACUAUGAACAAAACCCUCUUCCUCCAGUUUAUAGACCAAAACUGUCCAAACCCUUUCUGCCAUCCUCUGUCUGGAAAAUAUUUUGUCGGCAGGGUGAAGCUUUCAAUUAUGUGAAAACCUGCAAAGAGGAUGUUCAUGUAUUUGCCUUGGAAAAGAACACACAAAGUGGACAGAGGUUUUACCUUGUGACAACAUAUAAACAGCUUUGGUUUUAUUACACCAAAGGUUAUAAAACAAGUCUUAUGCAUUGCUAUGAAGUAAUUCCUGAAAAAGAUGCUUGCAAACUUUAUUUUGAUUUGGAGUUCUACAAACCAGCAAAUCCUGGUGCAGAUGGCAAGAGCAUGGUUGCGAAGUUAAUUGAGCUUGUCAGCCAAAAAUUAAAAGAACUUUAUGAUGUAAAUUGUUCAGCCAAAGAUGUCUUGAAUUUAGAUUCCAGUACUGAUGAAAAAUUUAGUCGACACUUAAUAUUUCUACCCCAAAAGACUGUGUUUAAGGAUAAUAUUCAUGUUGGUAACUUUGUAAGAACCAUUUUGCAGCCUGCCAUAAGGUUAAUGGAGAGUAAAGCUGCUGCUGUGAUUCCAGAAGGAGGAGCAGGACAUGUUUUCCGGUGUUCUGCAGAAGGAUUUGGAUUAGAUGGUUCUCUUACAAACCUCACAGCCAUUGAAGAUGCUUCCAAAGGCUGGCCAGCCAUUGCUCGCAAAACAAAGGAUAUCGAAACAUCACACCAGGGAGAAAAUCUGGAAUUUUCCUUUCUAAUAGUAAAUGAUAAAGAAGGUGACAAGCAACUUUUUGUGGAUCUAGGAGUUUAUACAAAGAAUAGAAAUUUCCGGAUGUAUAAAUCAUCAAAAGCAGGAAAAAAUGUGAUUCUGAAGAUAGCAGAGGAUAAUACGUUUGUCCCUAACUGCGAAGAGAAUGUUUCCUUGGAAGAAGCAUAUUUUCUUUCCUCUUUGAUCUGCAACAUUAGAGUGAGGGAUGACACAAAAGUUCUGUCAUCUGGCUUUUCUGAGGAGGGGAGAAAAACAUCUGCUUUUUUAAACAGUAAAACUACCAGAAGCAGUAGAGGUACCAUGGAAGGCUAUCAGGAUUCACCAUAUCCAGAAAUUGAUUAUUUUGUUCGUUCUUUGGUUAAUAAAGAUGGGGUACAAGGAGGAAUACGGCAAUGGAAUUAUUUCUCUCUGGAAGAAAUACUUGUAUAUGAUAUUUCUGGUUACCGUUGGUGUGAAAAUAUUGGAAGAGCUCACAAAAGUAACAACAUAAUGAUUCUGGUAGAUCUAAAGAAGGAAGUCUGGUAUCAAAAGUGUCAUGAUCCAGUCUGCAGAGAAAAAAACUUCAAAUCACGAAGUUUUCCAUUACCACCUAGGAUAUGUCUCCCGUUUCUUUUCAAAGAGGAAGAAGAGUAUACACUAAUGGAUGAAAGGGGGAACACAGAAGAAAAAGUCAAACCACAUUCUAAUGCAUCAGACUUGUCAAAAAGCUCAGUAUCUCUAGAAAAAAGCUUGUCUCAAGACUUCCUGUUGUCAGACAGCGAGUGGGACAAUGCAAGCGAUGCUGCCUGUUUCCUGGAAGCUACUGAAGACGUGGAACUAGCUGAAGCUGUAAAUGAUAGUCUGAAUUAUGCCAUGGAAGAAAUUCCUGAUGAAGUUCUUUUGGAAGCUGUAAGGAAACAGGACACUUGCAAUAAAGAAGGCAGCUAACCACAGACUUGGCUAGCAAACAGACUGCUAGCAAUGAAGCUUGCAUAUCACAUGCCUUCUGUGAAAGAUACUGCGAUGUAGUUCAAAAGCGCUCUUCCAGAGCUGUAAGAGAAAGAACUGAGUAACUGCUAACAAACAAGUACCCUCACAACUGGAUGAUCUUCAGCAGGCAUGAGGAGAUCACAGAAGAUUACACGGGGGCUGAAGAGUACUGGACUGAAAACUCAUCAUGAAUGCUGCUCCAAGUUUAGCGCUUUUAACACUCUCUGCUGUGCAGUUUCUAUUCUGUUAGUUGUAUGUCCAAGUUUUACUGAUAAGUCAAGGAAAAUAGAUUUUUUUUUUUACUUCCAGAAAUGGUAGGAAAUUAUUUAUUUCAAAUACAAUUUUAAUAAAAAGAUUUGUCUAUCAA